This is a messenger RNA of Babesia microti strain RI, 924 nucleotides long. Its product is annotated as conserved Plasmodium protein, unknown function. The record is from RefSeq and is a predicted model, not a curated record. Bases 1 to 924 code for a protein of 307 amino acids. The transcript has 3 exons. NCBI's taxonomy places the organism in Eukaryota, Apicomplexa, Aconoidasida, Piroplasmida, Babesiidae.
AUGACGGAAUUGCAAAGAAUUGAGCAAUUGGUUGAAGACAUAAAAUACUCGUUUGAGUUGAUACUUAAUACCAAAAGUGACGAUGUUAAGCAACAUACACAGCUAUUUAUAGACUCCGAAUGCCAAUUGGAGUUAAUAUUGCCAAAGAUCACCAAGUAUAGGAUCCAGCUAAAAAAACCUGAAGAUGAACGUCCAUUUGGACCAAAUACGGCAAAAAGAAUAUUGACACUAGUCGAAAAAUUCGAAAUCCUAUAUUCCGUGUACCAAGAUGAAUUGGAGCCAUUGUUUCCAAAUAGGAUCGAAAAAAACAACACUAAUGAUCCUAAUUUAGAGUGCAAAUUAUCUUCUGAAGAUGAAUAUGAGGAAAAAUUACAGGAAAUGAUUGAAAAGUGCAAAUUACAAACCAAAAUGGAACUAGACUCAUUUAAUACUCAUGUGACUACUGACAUUAAAAUUGGUAAAAACCUAGACAAAGUAAUAAUAAAUGAGGUACAAAAUAGUAUUAUGAAUGAAAUUAAACAAGCAGAUUUAAGUAACAAAGUCAUGCUAUUAAACUAUGCCAUUGAAACACUUAAAAGUAAUAAUAGCAACAACGCUAAAAACCACAUUAUUGAAUUGUUUGACCAAAUAUAUCACAACCCAGAGGCACUACAAUUAAGGGUUUUGAGAAUAGGUAAUGAAUUAUUGCAGGAACGGAUUCUUAUGCACAAGGGAGGUGCAACAUGUUUACUUGCUGUGGGAUUCCAGCUUAAGUAUGGUCAUCAAAUAAUUGAAGUAUUGGAGAAUCUAAUGGACCCAAAAUUGGUAGUAAAUGAACCGUAUCUGUACCUAGAUGAACCACCAAUAGAGGAGUUUGACAAAUGGGAACAAUGGCGCAGACAUAUCAAAUGGUCACUUGAAACGCUAAAAUCAGCCAGCUUUUAG